Molecule: messenger RNA, 4743 nt
Organism: Lodderomyces oxycetoniae
Lineage: Eukaryota; Fungi; Ascomycota; Pichiomycetes; Serinales; Debaryomycetaceae
Exons: 1
Coding region: 1-4743 (1580 amino acids)
Biological process (GO): regulation of actin filament polymerization
Cellular component (GO): cortical actin cytoskeleton; actin filament
Molecular function (GO): actin filament binding
Source: RefSeq, a predicted model, not a curated record
AUGACUAAGCUGGAGGACAAUAGUGAAGGCUCUCGAAAGAAGUUUAUUCUAGGGGAGAAUAUUCAUUUUGAAGUAUCAAAUGGCAAAAUGGUUAUGGAAGCUGCUGGUGAUGCUGGUGGUGCAAAUGGUGCAAGUGCAAGUGCAAGUGCAAGUGCAAGUGCAGGUGGUGCAGGUGGUGCAGGUGGUGCAGGUGCAGGUGCCGGUGCUGUUAUUGGUGACACUCUCGAAAAGGCAAAAGCUAGUCAGCGCUUACAUCUGCAAUUGAAUUUACGUGAUCCAGGAACUCAGAGUGCGAGUGCAGCAAAGAAGAAGAAAAAGAGAAGAGGUAAAAAGGCUAGUAAAAUGAUUCGAGGAGCUCAAGCCUAUUUAAAUCGACCAGACGAGGACUAUCCAACGUCUCGUGUGAUCAAGCAGGCUCCAAAUGGCGAUGUUGUGGUGGAGAGCCUAGACGACGGCGAAUUUGAGGAAGAGUUUGAGGAAGAGGAAGAAAAUUACAACCACAACCACAGCCACAACCACGAUUCCAACCACGAUUCCAAUCACGACCAGUUGAGUGAGAAUGAAAGUAGUGUUUGUGCCGGACACCUGCAUCAAACACGCAGAAAUGUUUCCCCUUCAAAUCAUAAUUAUAAUCAUAAUCACGGUCGCCGCCAUCAUCAUCAUCAUCAAUUACAGCAUGGGUUUGGCCAGCAUAUGUCUAAUGCCAAAUUGAGAAAGAGCAGCCAGGAUGUGCAUAAUAGUUUAUGGGAAAGCGCUUCUAUUGAGGAGCAAGAGAAAUUAAAAGAGUUUUGGGAAUCCUUGGAAGAAGCACAGAAAUUAGAUUUGGUCAAGAUUGAUAAAGAAUCUAUUAUGAAGAUGUUCAAGAACGAAACAAGACAACAUUUGCAACAGCUACUGCAGCUGCAAAGUGGUGGAAAUGUGAAUAAUCCAAAUACUUCGACAAGUUCCAAUAACUGUGCUUGUAAAUAUUGCGGCAGAAGGAACAAUAUCAUCGAAGAAGAAUUGGAGAGUAUUUAUGAUAACCAUUUUGACGAUAUUAUUGAUUUUAUUCACGAAGUGCGAGAUAUAAAUGACUUGAAUGCAUUGCCAGGAUUAUUGUUUGGUGGAUUUCAUAUGCUAGAAGAAGAGCGAAGAUUACAGAAACGGAAACAACUACAUAAUGAAAGUUUGGAAUUAGCAAAGAAUGCCAAUACUACAAGUCAAGCGCAUAUUGAGGAAAUAAGAUCGCAAAUGGAUAAGUUGAAGAUGGGACAGAGGCAACAAGUGCAACAACAAAAAUCAUCGUCUCAAAUGAGAGCACCAUUGAGUAUCACUAAACUGUCUCAUCCACCACCACCGCCACCGCCAUCGAUAACACAAUUACAACAACAGCAACAGCAGCAAGAACAGCAACAACAACAACAACAACAACAACAACAGCAAGAACACGAACAAGAACAACAACAACAACAACAACAGCAGCAGCAGCAAGAACACGAACAAGAACAAGAACAACCAAAUUCUGUACCACAAGUUCAAAUUCGAACUAGUAACACGAAAACUGCUGGUUCAACAAAGCAGCAUCCUACAGUGCAAAUCAGUGCUACAUUUCUGAGCUCAAAUUCAACAGAAACACAACUUUUCAACAAGUUGCUAGAUCCUAAACUAUUUGAAGCUCUUGAGAGUUUGGAUUUGCAAAAAAUGAAGGAAGUAUCUCAUUUUGAUCCAAAAAAUGCAGCACAUAUUAAUAUGUUGGAAAAAGCAGGGUCUUUGAGAGAAAUUGUGAGAGAUUUACAUAACGUAGAUAGAAAUCAUUUGGAGAAGGGCAUGUCUUACGUUCAGAACAUGGGCAAACUAUUUUCCAAAAUGGCAAGUUCGAAUCCAACUGGUUCAGGGAUUGCUCCGAAGAUUAUGUCUGCUCAGUUGAGUGAUCAAUUCAAUCAAGGUCUUUCCACGUUUGCUGAGGAUCUAUUGAAGAAUGAUGGCAAUUCUUUCAUUAGUAUGAUGGAAGCACUUUCAGAGUCACGUUCUGCUCGUGAGGAAUUUUUAAAGGAGAAAUUUAAAUUCAGUGGCUCAGUAAAGAAUCUACCUAGUCAACAACAACAACAACAGCAGCAACAACAGCAACAGUCACAGUCACAUUGGGUUGAUGAGGAUGACGAAGAGGAACCUUAUUAUUGCCAUCAUCACCAUCAUCAUCACGAGGAGAAUGAAGAUUACGAAGAUGAUGAAGAAGAAGAAGAGGAAGAAGAAGAAGAAGAGGAAGAAAAUGAGGAGGAAGUGGAUGCUCAUGAAGUAGAAGAGGAUGAAGAAGAAGAGGUAGACGAUGAUGAGGAUGAAGAUUACGAGUAUGACGACGAGGACGAUGAGGAAGAUGAGAAUGAGGAAGAUUUUGAUGAGGAAGAAGAUUUCGACGAAAAAGAUGCAAGUGAUACUGAGUCCGAAAUAUCUGAAGAAGAGAAAAUGCAGGAGAUUCGUCGUUUGUUUUUAAUUCAGGUAAUCAAACUAUUUCAAGAAAGAUUAAAGAGUGCGUAUAAAGAAAAAGUGUCCAAGGAUAAUACUAGAAAAUUAUUUGAAGAAUUGGAAGCAGAAGAAGCGGCAAAAAGGGAAAAAGAAGCCAAGAAGUUGAAACAAAAGGAGAAAGCAAAGGAAAAGAAAAGAUUACAACAAUUGGCCAAAGAAGAAGAGAAAAAAAAGAAAGAGGAAGAGGCACGAAGGAUAGCCGAUGAAUUGAAUGCCAAACAGGAGCAAAUAAGAGCCGAACAAAGAAAAAAGAAAGAAGAGGCUAGAUUGAAGCGAGAGGAGGAAAAGAAAAAGAAAUUGGAAGAGGCAAAGAGAAGAGAAGCUGAGCACAAGAGAAAAGUUGAAGAACAGAUUAGACACGAUGAAGAGCAAAGAAGGAUCAAAGAAGAGCGCCGCAAAGAGAUGGAAGAAAAGAAACGAAAAAAAGAAGAGGAGAAGAAACUAAGAGAAUUGUUGAAAAAACAAAAAGAAGAUGAGAAAGAAAAGCUUAGGAUUGCUCGUGAAGAACAACAGCAGCAACAGCAGCAGCAACAACAGCAGCAGCAACAACAACAGCAACAACAACAGCAACAGCAGCAACAACAACAACAGCAGCAGCAGCAACAACAACAACUAUUAACUCAAGGUGCAAAUACAAGAGACUUUAGUCAAGCAAGGCGUAGUCAAGUUAAAGCAAUGAUGGACUAUGAUGAAGAACAAGAACUUGCAAGACAAAUUGAGGAAGAGAAAUCCAAAUUUUCGAAUGAUUCUAAUGGUAGUAUCAACUCGUUGAACCAUAUCUAUCACACAACAGGACCAGGCUCAAUAUCUAGCACCUCGUCUUCAGUUGGACUCUCUAUGAGUGCACAUAUACCUACAAUACAGCCAGUUCAAUCUCAUCCCUACUCAAUAGAUCCUUUGUCGUCGAUACCGGCAACUCUCCAACAAAAAGCAACGGCUUCUCCUCAAAUACCUCCAAUCACUUUACUAAAUGGAAGUAACACAACAAUGAGUGCAUCUCUUGCUACCAAUAUAGGCUUGAAUAAUAACGGUAGCACGCAUGCUUUACCAUGGGUUGGCAAGUCAGCUAAUAUGAACACAACACAAAUGUCUGCAAAUCAUCAAUCCUCCUUUUUGUGCAAAUCAGCAGUUAUGCCACAAGCUUCAUCAUCGUCAAUAGCUCCAACCACUGGCGUUGCUCCUCAACAGCAACCUGGAUUUCAACAGCAAAAUUAUUUCAGUCCGUUCAAUACAUUUGCUGAACCUACUGUCAAUGAUUCAUUUGCCACAGCAGUAGCAGCAACAGCAGCUCCAAUAAACACUAGUUGCAAUAUUUGGAAUAGUUCAACCCCCGGUACAACUACACCCUCAGGUAUAAGUAGGAACAACUCAGUUUGGGAAAGUACAUCCGGAAUGAAGAGUUCCAGUCCAUUUUUGAACUCCAAUACAACAAAAGCAAGUAGUCUUUGGGGGAAUUCAAGUAACACCAAUCUCAGCGUUAACAACAGCAACAACAACAACAACAAUAACAAUAACAACAACAACAACAACAACAAUAACAAUACCAAUACCAAUAACAAUAACAACAACAACAACAACAACAACAACUUUGUUAAUUCCGGCGGGCAAGGUGAGAUGGAUAUGAUUCAAUCUACAAUUUACAAUUGUUUUCAAAUCAUGCAAAAUUCACAGCAAUUGGAAUUCAAUGUAGCACCGUUAUCGAUUAUUUAUCAAAAUGUCAAGAGAAUAAUUGGUAAUCCCCAGUUUACAAUUAACCAAUUUCUCAACUGUUGUCAUUCAAAUUCAUUAUAUCAGUUUGAAUUUAUUUAUGAUGAGUUUGGCUCAGUGACACAUUUGAAAGUUGGUCAAUGCGGGAAUGGUAAUGGGUUUAUUGUAAGAAGUAAUUCAACCGCCGAACAAUUACCAAUGUCCGCAAGUUCUACAAUGAUUGGAUUUUCUCCACAACAGCAACAGCAGCAGCAGCAACAACUCCAACAACUCCAACAACAGCAGCAACAACUCCAGCAACAACCGCAACAGCCGCAGCAGCCUCAGUUUCAACAGUCAACUCAACCACAAGGCACGGGCUUUCUGUCACAAGGAUCGUUUGGUCAAUCCAGUACUUCUUCUCCAGCAUUAGCAUUGAGUAGAACAUCGCCGCCAGGAUUGUUUAACGAUACCGCAUUAUUGAGCACCAUAAAUGAAUUGAAUAAUGGUGGUUCUGCAACUGGUAAUGGCUACGGAUCGGGGAUAUGGAACUAA